Molecule: messenger RNA, 978 nt
Organism: Recurvomyces mirabilis
Lineage: Eukaryota; Fungi; Ascomycota; Dothideomycetes; Mycosphaerellales; Teratosphaeriaceae
Exons: 1
Coding region: 1-978 (325 amino acids)
Source: RefSeq, a predicted model, not a curated record
AUGGACUCCCCUCGCUUUCCUCCCCCCGGCGCACACCCAGGCACACUACAUUAUAUACCUGACAACCUCGCAGCAUUCGAGCCAACCAAAUCGCUCUCGCAGGCUGGGAAUGUCAACAUGCUGAUAUGGAUUGGUGGCAUGUUUGAUACUUUCCUGUCCGUUGCGUAUCCAUUCAAGAUUGCUGAGGCCCUGCCGCCGACAUGGAGCUUGAUGACUGCCUCCCUAGGCUCGGCCGGGAAGAGCUGGGGUGUAGGCAGCAUUGCUCAAGACGCAAAGGACAUCGCCAAGAUUGUAGCAUAUGUGAAAGAGCGAAGACCUGGUGGUAAGAUCGUGAUCAUGGGCCACAGCACAGGAUGCCAGGAUUGCAUGGAAUAUGUAGUCGGGGCGAAGGCAGGUGAGCGGCCUGCUGUAGAGGGGGUGAUCUUGCAAGCUCCAGUAUCAGAUCGACAGGCUCUCGAAGCACAGCUGCCACAAGCCUUCAUGUACGAAGCGAACCAGCUAGCUCUGAAGAUGUGCCGUGAGGGCCACGAAAAAGAUGCAAUGCCAAACCGACUUACUGUGUCAGCAUUCGGGCGGAUAGCUAUCAGUGCUCAGCGAUGGGUCGACAUUGCCUCACCAGGACCUGAUCAUGCCGGAGCGGACGACUAUUUCUCGAGUGACCUACCAGAUGCGAGGCUGAAGAGCACAUUUGGCAGGUUCUCACCAACCACGCCGCUACUGAUUCUGUACAGUGGCAGUGAUGAAUCAGUGCCCAGCUCGGUCAACAAAGACGAGCUCGUCCACAGAUGGAUCAACAUUGUGCAAGAAGGUGGAGGCCACGUUGAUCAGUACAACGGGUCUAUCGUGCCCGACGCAACACACAAUCUGAAUGGCUGCGCUGAGAAGGUGGUGCGAGACCUGGUCCAGAGAGUCGUGGGCUUCGUAGCACGACUGGACAAUGGAGAUUUCAAUCCGCAGAGUCAGGCGUCACGUAUAUGA